UUAACUGUUUCCGAGCGUUUAUCAGGAAGUUUUCCACAGACAGAUUUACCGAAUAUAUUUUCAACAUUACCUAUAGGAACCUGUUGGGAUUUUAUUCUGGACCAGAGUCUAUCCAAAUUUGAAGGGUACAAUGGGGGACAAUAACAUACCAAUGAUGUCCACGUUGGAUGUUGGUGAUAAAGUAGUUACCGGAAUUGGCGUCGAAGAUGUUGGAGCAGCAAUGCAACGAUUCGGCUGGCCAGACUAUAUCAUGUUUGUGGGAAUGUUACUGAUUUGUAUUAGCAUAGGACUAUACUAUGCUUUUUCUUACAAAUCACAGAAUGCUCAGGAAUACUUGGUGGGUGGUCGGAAUAUGAAAGUAGUACCAGUUGCCCUUUCCCUUGUAGCUAGUUUUAUAAGCGGAAUAUCCCUGCUAGGAAUUCCAACAGAAAUUUACGUUUAUGGAAUACAAUAUAUGUAUAUAAUGGGGGGAUUUUUGCUAAUGACUUUUGCCAUGGGAUCGAUCUAUCUGCCCGUUUUUCAAGGGCUUAAAUUAACAUCAACAUAUGAGUAUCACGAAAGAAGAUUUGAUCGAAAAGUUAGAUUGUUUGGAUCAUUGCUGUUUACAUUUGGAAUAAUCUCUUGGUUGCCACUAGUGAUAUAUGUCCCAGCUUUGGCUUUUAAUCAAGUCACUGGAGUGAAUGUUCACGUUAUCACACCAAUAGUUUGUGUGAUAUGUAUGUUCUACACUUCAAUGGGUGGAUUAAAAGGAGUUGUGUGGACAGAUGUAAUUCAAAUAGUGAUUAUGUUCGGGGCAAUGAUUUUGGUGGCCGUAAAGGGCACACUUGAUGUUGGUGGCUUUAAAACUGUAUUUCAAAGGAACUGGGAAAGUGGACGCAUAGAAGGUCCUAAUUUUGAUUUAGAUCCACUUUCAAGGCAUACGAUUUGGUCUUUGGUUCUUGGGGGUAGCGUGUAUUGUUUGCAAACAGCAUCUGUAAAUCAAAGUAUGAUUCAGCGGUAUUUAGCUCUACCUUCGCUACAAUCAGCAAAAAGGGCUCUUUGGGUGUUUUUCAUCGGCGUAUUGUUGAUACUUUGCUUGUGUUCUUAUUGUGGAAUGCUCAUUUACGCUACUUUCUACAAAUGUGAUCCACUUACAACAAUGCUUGCUAGGGAAAAGGACCAGCUUCUACCGCUACUAGUUAUGGAUAUCCUUGGAGAUGUGCCUGGACUUCCGGGGGUAAUCGUAGCCGGAAUAUUCAGUGCCGCUUUGAGCUCGUUAUCAACAGGCCUUAAUGCAAUGUCUGCGGUAGUCCUGGAGGAUUUCUACAAGCCUUUCUUUCACAAACAAUUAACUGAAAAGCAGACUUAUAUAAUGAUGAAGUUAACUGUUAUUAUCAUGGGAAUCUUCUGCGUAGGCAUGGUGUUUGUAGUCGAAAAAUUAGGAGCUGUUCUACAGGUAGUACAAAAUAUUAGUGACCAUCAGUCAU
Anoplophora glabripennis (Asian longhorned beetle) is the source of this 1466-nucleotide messenger RNA. Its product is annotated as sodium-coupled monocarboxylate transporter 1-like. Gene Ontology annotation, molecular function: symporter activity. The record is from RefSeq and is a predicted model, not a curated record. Gene Ontology annotation, biological process: transmembrane transport; sodium ion transport. The annotation marks the transcript as partial. The transcript has 10 exons. Gene Ontology annotation, cellular component: membrane. NCBI's taxonomy places the organism in Eukaryota, Metazoa, Arthropoda, Insecta, Coleoptera, Cerambycidae.